AUGACGGAAGAGGUGGUCACGUGGUGGGAGGAAGAGGUGGAAUGGGUAAGAGGGAGAGAUGACAGCACCGCUCCUGUGCCAGCUCCUCUGCCUCCCAGUUCACUCACAACUCUUGGGUUUCUCCUCCACAACCCAGUACACGUGUGCUACACUACGUCUCCUCCACAACCCAGUACACGUGUUCUACACUUCGUCUCCUCCACAACCCAGUACACGUGUUCUACACUUCGUCUCCUCCACAACCCAGUACACGUGUGCUACACAUCGUCUCCUCCAAAACCCAGUACACGUGUUCUACACAUCGUCUCCUCCACAACCCAGUACACUUGUGCUACACUUCGUCUCCUCCACAACUCAGUACACGUGUUCUACACUUCGUCUCCUCCACAACCCAGUACACGUGUGCUACACUUCGUCUCCUCUACAACCCAGUACACGUGUUCUACACUUCGUCUCCUCCACAACCCAGUACACGUGUUCUACACUUCGUCUCCUCCACAACCCAGUACACGUGUUCUACACUUCGUCUCCUCCACAACCCAGUACACGUGUGCUACACUUCGUCUCCUCCACAACCCAGUACACUUGUUCUACACUUCGUCUCCUCCACAACCCAGUACACGUGUGCUACACUUCGUCUCCUCUACAACCCAGUACACGUGUUCUACACUUCGUCUCCUCCACAACCCAGUACACGUGUUCUACACUUCGUCUCCUCCACAACCCAGUACACGUGUUCUACACUUCGUCUCCUCUACAACCCAGUACACGUGUGCUACACUUCGUCUCCUCCACAACCCAGUACACGUGUUCUACACUUCGUCUCCUCCACAACCCAGUACACGUGUUCUACACUUCGUCUCCUCCACAACCCAGUACACGUGUGCUACACUUCGUCUCCUCCACAACCCAGUACACUUGUUCUACACUUCGUCUCCUCCACAACCCAGUACACGUGUGCUACACUUCGUCUCCUCCACAACCCAGUACACGUGUUCUACACUUCGUCUCCUCCACAGCCCAGUACACGUGUGCUACACUUCGUCUCCUCCACAACCCAGUACACGUGUUCUACACUUCGUCUCCUCCACAACCCAGUACACGUGUUCUACACUACGUCUCCUCCACAACCCAGUACACGUGUGCUACACUUCGUCUCCUCUACAACCCAGUACACUUGUUCUACACUACGUCUCCUCCACAACCCAGUACACGUGUUCUACACUUCGUCUCCUCCACAACCCAGUACACUUGUUCUACACUUCGUCUCCUCCACAACCCAGUACACGUGUUCUACACUACGUCUCCUCCACAACCCAGUACACUUGUUCUACACUUCGUCUCCUCUACAACCCAGUACACGUGUGCUACACUUCGUCUCCUCCACAACCCAGUACACGUGUUCUACACUACGUCUCCUCUACAACCCAGUACACGUGUUCUACACUACGUCUCCUCCACAACCCAGUACACGUGUGCUACACUUCGUCUCCUCCACAACCCAGUACACGUGUUCUACACUACGUCUCCUCCACAACCCAGUACACGUGUUCUACACUACGUCUCCUCCACAACCCAGUACACGUGUGCUACACUUCGUCUCCUCCACAACCCAGGACACGUGUGCUACACUUCGUCUCCUCCACAACACAGUACACGUGUUCUACACUACGUCUCCUCCACAACCCAGUACACGUGUUCUACACUACGUCUCCUCCACAACCCAGUACACGUGUUCUACACUUCGUCUCCUCCACAACCCAGUACACGUGUUCUACACUACGUCUCCUCCACAACCCAGUACACGUGUUCUACACUACGUCUCCUCCACAACCCAGUACACGUGUUCUACACUUCGUCUCCUCCACAACCCAGUACACGUGUUCUACACUACGUCUCCUCCACAACCCAGUACACGUGUUCUACACUACGUCUCCUCCACAACCCAGUACACGUGUGCUACACUUCGUCUCCUCCACAACCCAGUACACGUGUGCUACACUUCGUCUCCUCCACAACCCAGGACACGUGUGCUACACUUCGUCUCCUCCACAACCCAGUACACGUGUUCUACACUACGUCUCCUCCACAACCCAGUACACGUGUUCUACACUACGUCUCCUCCACAACCCAGUACACGUGUGCUACACUUCGUCUCCUCCACAACCCAGGACACGUGUGCUACACUUCGUCUCCUCCACAACCCAGUACACGUGUUCUACACUACGUCUCCUCCACAACCCAGUACACGUGUUCUACACUACGUCUCCUCCACAACCCAGUACACGUGUGCUACACUACGUCUCCUCCACAACCCAGUACACGUGUUCUACUCGGGUUUCCUCAACAUUCCAGUACAUUCACUAUACAUAA
Procambarus clarkii (red swamp crayfish) is the source of this 2373-nucleotide messenger RNA. The record is from RefSeq and is a predicted model, not a curated record. Lineage: Eukaryota; Metazoa; Arthropoda; Malacostraca; Decapoda; Cambaridae.